CGGGUGUACGCUGCCAGCGAAGAUGCCGCUUCGUUGCGUGGGGGCUGGCAGGUCGCGGCGGGGUGUUCGCUCCCUGUGGGCGAGGAAGUGGUGUGCAGGGCUGUCCGGAGGCUUUGUAGUGAGGUGCCGGGCGAAGUCUUCAGUGCGGGGAACGCGCUGUGCAAACAUAGGGAGGCUGCAGGAUGGUCGGCGGCCUUUGGGGAGGAGGACUACAGAGCCGGCAGGCCCCCCUGGGAUAAACAAGGCCUUUGAGAAACCUGGGACUGCAGGCUCGGUUGAAGCAGCAAUGGACCCCAGGGCAGUGUGGGUGAACGGGGCUGUGGGCCAGCCUGAGGUGGUUGGGCCUGCUGGGUCUGUGUGGGUGACUCGAUCUGGGAAGGAGGAGCCAGACCAUAGGAGUCCACCAAACUGUGAGAAAAAUGGUUGUCCAGGAACACUUGGCCACGAGAGCAUCCUCGAACUGUGGUUGAAGGUGCAGACUAUGAGGGUAGCUUCAGGAUGCUGGGAAAGAAGCAGAGUGGAGCUCCAUCCUCAUCCUGAGGGAGAGGAACCAGUCGAAAAGGGUAUUCCUGGGAGAGCUUCCUGGGUAGAGACCAGCCAAGGUGAUGUCACAGGACCCUGGGUGAGAGGACAUGCUAGGGCAUUCCCCCAGACCUCAGGAAUGCCCUCAGCUAGGGGAACAGGGGCAGGUUGUGGGAGAGUCUCCAUCUUCUGUAGGCAGGGACAAGCUGGGAAGACGCCUCCUGCUGUGGGUGAGCCUGGGAUAGUGGAGAAGGUAGGCUGUGCUGCCUUGGGCCCUUGGGAAAAAAGACAAACCGUGGGAGUGCCCGAGGCCAUAGGAUGGUCUGAGGCCUUAAAAAGGCCCAGAGCUGGGGAAGUGAGGGAAUAUUUGAGUACCUCAGGUCUGUGUGGGGGAGGGCAGUCAGUACAGGUUUCUGGGGCUCUGGCAGAAGAAGCUGUGUAUGGGCAUAUGUUAUGGGAAAGGGAGCAAAUUGUAGGGAAUUCUGAUGCAUUGAUGGUACUGCCCAGGGCUAUGGAAGAUGAAACUAUCCCCCAGGGGGUCCAAGGGUUGUGGCAAAGGAGACAAGAGGUGGAAGAUGUAGGUUCUGGGAGUGUUCCUGGCCUGAGAGCCAUAGGGCAGCCUGUAGGAGUAUCUUGUGCUAGAAAAGGGGGAGCUAAGUUUGGAGGUGACCCAGGGCCAUGGGGAGCUAUGCAGGCUGUAGAGCUAUCUCCGUCUGGGGAGCAGGAGGCAGGUUCUCAAGAUGUCCAAAGCAUGUGGGGUAGAGAACGGGCAGUGGGAGCAUCCAUAGUUUUGGGGAAGGAGGCAGAUGAUGCAGGUGUUCCAGGACUGUGGGGAACAGGGCAGCUGCCAGGCUUGCAGACUGUGGUGAUACCAGGAGAUAGGGAAGAAGAAACCAGCUAUGUCUCAGGCUUUGGGGAGAGGCAGCAGGCUCUAGGGUCUCCUCUGGCUGAGCCAUUACCAGGACCAGUUAUGGAGGAGACACACAGUAAAAAUCUCCCAGGCUUUUGGGAAAGGCGGCAGAUCAUGAGGGAGCAAGAGGCUCAGGAGCCUGCAGCUUUAGGGAUACUUGGGGCUGUGGAUCAGGAUGCUAGUUGUGGGGGUCCCUUAUGCCUAUGUGGGAGGAGGCAGGCUAUGGGAUUGAUUGAGACAGAGGUGAUGCCAAAACACAGGUGUGCUACAGAAGGAGUACCCUCAGCUCUGGGUGUACCUGUUGCCUUGUGGAUGUGUCAGGAAAGCAGCUCUGCAGAUGGUAUGAACCUGCCAGAAAGAACUCAUGCUGCCUCUGGGAGGCCCAUGGCUCCUGAGGAGUGUUCAUCUGUGGCAGAGGAUGCUGAGUCUGGGUCUCUCCCAGGUUCAUGGGGAAGGAGACCAGCUAUUGGGGUUCCCAUGGCUCCUGAAAUACCUGGUUCUAUGGAGGUAGAGGCUGGCUCCAGAGGUUUCCCAGACUUGUCAGGAAGAACACAAACUGUAGGUAUAGCUGCAAUUGAAGGGGUAGCACCAGCUGGGGUGGGCAUGGCUCCCAGGGUAUCUAGUUCUGUCAGGGAGCACAUUAGCUCUAGGAGAGUCUCAGACUCCGUAGGAGGUAGGCCAGUUACAGGGGUGUCCAUGACUUUGGGACUCCCUUUGUCCACAGGGGAUGAGAUACUUUCUGAGAGUUUACAAAGAAGACAGUCUGCCAUGAUGCCUAUGGCUAGAAUUGCCACAAGUAUGGGAGUGCCCACAGCUUCUGGGCUCUUUGGAACUCACAGGGUGGUGGACAGUGGCUAUGGAAAAAGCUCAGGGAUGUGGCAAAGAAGACAAAUGACUGAGGUACCUGCUGCUGCCAGAAUCUCUAGCCUUGAGAGGGAAGCAGGCUCUGAAGGUGUCUCUGCUCUGUGGAGGGUACACAGUGGAACAGUUUCUGAGGCAGUGAGGGGGCCUUUGCAUCAGGGGAUGAUUGCAGCUGUUGGGGUUCCUGUGGUCGGACAUGUACCUGCUACAGUGUGGAUGACUGGGUCUCCUGGAGAGGAAGCAAGUGUAGGUGACUGUGACCUAAAGGGGGUUACAAGACAGUCCAUUGAAGGAAUAAGGGCAUCAGGGGAGGAAACAGGGAGUAGAGGGAUCCUGGGACUUGCAGGGAGGGGCCAGGCUAUGGGGGUGUCUUACGCCUGUGAGCUUGGUGGCAGGAUGUGGGGCAGUCCAAGGUCUGCAGGGGAGGAUACAACCUAUGACAGUUUUCCCAGAGUAUCUGCAAGGAAAACAACUGUGCUGGCAGUUUCAAAGGAGGACAUAGGCCUUGGCCAUUUCAGAGGUGAUCUGCAGGGGAAUGGGAGGAGAGCUAUGGAAGGAGUUCCUGAAGCUGGAGUGAGAGAGAAUGAUUUGGGAGAGAGGGGAGAGGAAGGAUUGUGAGGCACCUUCCAGUAGAUAUGCAGAAAGCAUU
Psammomys obesus (fat sand rat) is the source of this 2942-nucleotide messenger RNA. Its product is annotated as collagen alpha-1(I) chain. Lineage: Eukaryota; Metazoa; Chordata; Mammalia; Rodentia; Muridae. The transcript has a single exon. The record is from RefSeq and is a predicted model, not a curated record. The coding region runs from base 23 to 2911 and encodes 962 amino acids.